AACUCGCGUCUGUUCGCGUCAGCGCUUCACAUAUUUGAUUGUGACUCUGUUGGUGUAGGUUGAAAGUUGAGUUCGUCGUUAAUUUGAGGACGUUAAGUUACGUUUUAGUGAUUUGUUACUGAAAACUACAAUUGGAUUUGUGUUUAGUUUUUUCUUGAACUAGUUUGUAGUGCGUUUUAAACAAUUUUCGCGCAGUAAUUUGUGUAAAAAAUACAAUAGAAACCUCUGUAAUUUUGGUUGCAUAACCUCAAACAUAAAUAUACCAACGCAUAACAUGAGCAGUACGAGUUUAUAUUGUAACCCAAUUGGGCUUCUAUCGAAAACUACACCACAUAUUUACAAACCUGAUAUAAAAAAAGUGAAGAGAGUUCUUUUCGAGCCCGUAGAUCAUAUCGCCACUCAAAAAUUCGUCGAAGAGGAAUUGGAAAAAAUAAGGGUAACUAAAUCGAAAGAAUGGAAUUUCGAUUUCGAAAAUGAAAGGUCUCUAAGUCCGAACGGAGAUUUUCAGUGGAAACCUGCGACUCCGGUUAAAAACAGACCUAUAAAAUAUCCAUUAGUUGAAUUCACAGGACACGACCUGUACGCUUUCCCUGAUGAUGUUAUCAGACCAAUUCCUAUUAAAGCGACAAUACCAAAAGACGAGAUGACAUCAUCCAGAAAAAAUCAUGCAAGAACCAAACCGCAACGUUUGAUUACUGAUUUUAUGUCAGUUAAGAAACGUUCGACGUCUGAUUUUACGAAAAAGAUGGACUGGAUCCCCGCCAUGGAAAGACCAACGAAACUACCCAGAUUAUCAGAAUUGAGUAGUUAAAAAGACAUUCCCUAUAAAAGUGUGUCUUUUGUCCCUCCUCCUACGAACCCUCUUCCACUUUUGUUACAAAUUUCGAUCUCGAAGAAAAUUUAUUAAUUAUAAUGUAAAGUACAACUUAAGUUUUGUUUCAAGAAAUUUAAUUAAUUAUAAGUUUUUUUUUGUGUACAGUUUAAGUACUAUAUUUUGUUUGUCUUUUUAUAGACUAUAUUUAUUUUUAAACUAGAGUUUUUUUCUUUCUUUUGAUCUCUAAAAUCUUUCAUUUUGUUGCCGAUUUUUUUUUCAAAGGAAAUGCCUAACUAAUCACGAAUUUAUGCAAUAUUCAAUUAAAUAAAAUACCAAAAUUAUUGCCAAUAGUCAUUCUCAUAUAUUUUUAUGUCAUCAAAAGUCCAUGAAUCAAAUAUUUAAAAAUAUUAUUGUCCCCUCUAUUAACUCAAUAAGAAAUAGGGAAGUUAUUUUUAUAUAAAUUGAUAUACUACAAAAAUCACUUUUGACAAUAUCUAAAAAAAGUCAUUGAAAACGAUAAAAAAAGCUUAAAUUAAAAAUUUGAAGGUUGAAAUUUUUUAUAACUAAUUUUUCUAACAAAAAAGAUAAAUUAUGUUAAAAAUUUUUUUAGCUUAACUGCAGGGAAAAUUGAAAAUUUAUAAAAAUAUUUUUUUAUUUUGAAUCGUACCUACAGAGUAAUCUCAGAUAUAUUUUUUUUAUUAAUCUAUUUAAAUGCUAUAAAUAUUUCUCUUGAUGUGAUUAAGUCUGAGAGUACAUUUAAAAAAUCCACUUUAUGAUUGUUUAAGAAUUUAUUACAUUUAUAGAUUUGUUUUUUUUUUCAAAUUUCGAUCAAAAAACAAAUUAUUUUUGGAUGUACCUAAUAAAAACAAAAAUAUUUGAAAUUUUUAGAAAUUGUUGUUUGUUUUAAGUCAAAAAUACAAAGACCAAUAAUUUAAUAAAAAUGUCUCCAAUCUACAUUUUUCCAAAUUUUCGAAAAAAGCGUACAAAGUCUUUGAAAAAAAUCAAAAUAUUUAAUAUAGUGUAAAAAAUAAAUUUCUAACAAAAAAAUUAUAGAUUUAAUUAUAUUUUCUCACAUUUUGACCUAAAAACAAAUAAUUUUUCUAUAUAUGAUUAAAAAUUGAAACAUUUUAAAAAUAAUAUUUUCUAAUUUUGCAUAAACUUAUAACUAUUUAUAUAAAUGAUAAGAAAUUUUCAAAUUUACAUAAAAAACGUUUUUAAUUAUUAAAAUUAAAAAAAAUAUUUAUAUUUUCCAAUUUUUUAUAAAUUUUCUAAUAUUCCACGUGGAUAAACUAUUUAUUUCCAUUGUUCACCUAUUUCACUCAUAUUGAAAGUUAUUUAAUAAAUUUUUAUCUCUAAAUUUUUUGUUAAAACAUUUUAAUUUUUUAUUUUCGAGAUAUUUGAAAAUUCUUACUUGAUGCCAAAUUGCACUUUCUUCUUUUGAAUAAUAAUUUUAUUAAUCCAGCUCGUGACUUAUUGAAUUUUUAAACAAAAUUUGGAUCAAUAAAUUAUAGAUACAAUUAUUAUUUUAUAAGAGAAUGUUGUUUGUGCAAAAUAUCGUAGGCUUGCCCAUAUGAAAUGCAAAUUAACACAUUUCGGAAUCAGUUUUGAAAAAUUAUCUAUUUUGCAUAAAUUCUUGUUUAUAGGCUUAUAUGUAUUCAAAAAAAGGCAACUUCAUUAUCGUCAAAAUAUCACUUGGGAAUUAGAUUAUCGAAAUAUAAUUAUUUUUAAAUAGUUUUUGAUUAAUUAAAAAAAAAUCAAUUUUUGAAAAGAGCAAUUAAAAAGUUAUAUAUUUAUCUAUAAAUCUACAUCACAUGUAUAAAUUUCUAUAAAAAAAAUUCCCCAAUUCGCCCCCUUCCGAAAUUCCCCUAAAAAAUUAUAGAAUAAAUUUUUAAUAUAUUUUCGAUUUUAUUUAAAUAACCAUAUAUUUCAUUAUUUUCAAUAGAAUUUUAUGACAUAAUUUUUUUUCAAAAUUUUAUUUUUGUAAACUGAAAAUAUCAUCUAAAAUCUUUUUAUUAAUAUAUUUAUUAUAUGUUAUAUUCAAUACAAAAAAUUUUGUUCUCAAUUUAUUUUGAUAUAAAAAAAUCCAGACUAAUUUUUAUUAGAAAAACAUUUUUCAGUAUAAGUUGAAGAAGUAAAUUUGAGGGAUAUUUUUCGAAAUCAACUCUGGGCAAGGGGGCCUAAAAUUAAUAAAAAGUAUUUUUUACGAUAAAAGUUUUAAAAAACUUCAAAUCAUAGUUAUAGAUUAUUUAACUUCACACAAAAAUAGUUCUUUGAGGUUUUUUGAUAUGCACAAAAUUGGGGUGGCUGUAGCUGAAGGGAUGAUAAUAUUUUAGCUGAUUCAAAAUCAAAUGUAUUUAGAAAAUUAUUAAUUCUAACCUAAAAGAACUUAUUUUGAAUAGUUUAUAACAAAAAAAUUAAUUUUUAACCACUUUGUCACCGGGAGAAUUAAUUUUUAAUUUAUAUUAAAUCUUGAAUUGAAAAUUAUUUUUUUUUAAUUUUAAUUCGGUUAUAAACAGUUCAAAAGUUCUGGUCACUCUAUGUUUGUAAAUAUCAGUGAUAAAAACAAACUUCAAAGGACCAUUUUUGUGUAAAAUUAAAAGAUAUACAAUUUUGAUUACAAGUUUUUUCUUCUAACUUAUACCGUUUUUCCGAAAUUAAAGAAAAACAUUAAUUAAUUUAUUUUAUCCCUACCAGAGAAAAAAUUCUACCCAUAUAUUGUCCUGUCACUUCAAAAUUCACAUUCUAGAUUCCAUUUUUUUACUAAUGUUUAUAUCUGGCAAAAAGAGGGGGCUGAACAAAUUUUUUUAUAAAAAAAAUCUUUCGUAACUGAUAAUUUUUCAUUCUUGAAUUUUGUAACUCUCUGUAUACGUGUUGCUGUUGAUAAAAUAUUUAUAGCGAUGACGUAGCUUUUGAAAUAAAUUUCGAAAAAUAUAAGAUGCAAAAAAUAUAUAAACUUAUUCCUCUUUUAUAUUUCCAUUUAGUUACCUUCUAAUUUAGUAUUUAAUUAUUUAAGAUAAAUAUAAAAUGUUUGUGACAAGUAACCGACUAAAGUGCAAUGUCAUUCUGUAAAUAAAAGAAAUGUCGGCAACUUGUACAACUUUCCUUGUUUUUUUUUCAAGUGGUAUUUUGAUUAUUUAUAUGUAUUUGCUACCAUACUGAAAAUAUUUGUUUUUAUUUAAAAAUCUGUUAUAAAAGUCCGCUUUCUAUUGAAAUGAUUAAAUAUCAUUCCGUAGUAAGUUUAGUUAUCUUCUUUUCAUUUUUGUAUUAAUUUUUCUCAGUGUAUUCAUAUACGAGGGUCAAUCCGUUUCCUGGCCCUGUUCAUUAUCAACCGUUAUGCAACCACUCUUGGACAAAGACCUCUCCUAAUGCCAACAGUGUUGGCCUGCGACAUUCUCCAUUAAGCCAUCGUUUCUGAGGUCUUCUUACUUUUCUUCUGGUCUCUUUUCGUUGCCAUGUUGUGCUCUUUUGGGUCCAUCUUUCUUUUCCUUGUUUUCCAACAUACCCACCGCCAUCUGAACUGCUGGUCCAUUUAAAUAAAAAAUCGGCACAGAUAUUUUUAAUUUUUAAUAUAGUCGCCAUUUUCCCAAAUUUGUUUCCCGUUUUCCAAAAUUGUAUCCAGAAUUUCCAAAAUUUUGAAUGUGGUUACCAAUCCAGUUGUCAAAUUAUUUCUUUCAAUUCAACAGUAGAAAAAAACUGAGUUAUAUCUGGCAGUACCAUCUCUAAAUAUAUUUCUAUGGAACGGACGCAAGCUUUAACUAUUCCAAUCAUAAAAAUGGCCUCUUAAAUGUGUAAUAUUUCAUCCAAAUACUGAUCUAUCUCCGGUAGUACCAUUCUAUGAAUUUGUUUCCAUGAAAUGAAACCUUAGUCCAAUUAAAUGUUCUCAAAUUGGGCGAAACUUCAACUAUUUCAAACAUAUCAUUGACCACUGAAUGUGUAAUAUUUUGUCUAUCACUUGUAGUACCUUCUCUAAAUAUAUUUCCAUGAAAUGGACGCACCAUAAACAAUCCAAAUAUUAAAUUGGCCUCUCAAAGGUUCUCGAAUUUCGAAAAUUCUGAACGAAAUCACCAGUCCAAAUGUCAAAUUAUUCCAUAUAUAAAAUUGUCCACAUAAAUGUGGAAUUGUUUGUUCAAAAGAUGGGCUAUCUCUGGCAGUACCUUCUCUAAAUAUUUUUCCAUUAAAUGGGUGCACCAUAACCCAUCCAAAGAUAAAAUCGGCCACUACAGUAUGGAACGAUUUGUCCAAAUGUCGAGUUAUAUCUGGUAGUACCUUCUUAAAUAUUUUUCCAUUGAAUGAACCCAAUUAUUCCAAAUAUGAAACAUGAAUCUCGAAAGCUCUGAAUAGUGUCACCAAUUAUUUGCCUUAAUUCUUCAGCAGCAAACAAUUUCUCCAUGAGCCUAGCUACCUUUGGCAGUACCUUCUCUAAAUAUGUUUACAUUAAAUAGACGCACCACAACCAUUCCAAACAUAAUAAUUUGUCCAAAAGCUGAGCUAUUUCUGGCAGUACUUUCUCUAAAUAUGUUUCUAUUGAAUGAACCCAAAAAUGGUGUCACCAGAUGAGGUGUCAAAUUAUUUGCCUCAAUUUUUCAGCAGGAAACAAUUUCUCCAUUAGCCUAGCUACCUUUGACAGUACCUUUUCUAAACAUGUUUCUUUGAAAUGGAUGAAGUCCAGUUUCCUAAACAUUUGCUCCAAAAACUGAGCUACUUCUAGCAGUACUUUCUCCAAAUAGGUUUCUUUGAUAUACGAUAUAUAUAAUUUUUUUAAAUUUCUUCCAGUUUGGUUCUAGUUAUUUUUCAGUACUUUAUAAACAACAUUAUCUAACAAAAUUUUCAUGAAAUUCGAAUAAAACAACCUCCAAUUCUAAAUAUUCUAAGAUUUUUAUUUUAUUUCCCGAAGACGCCACGAUACUUUCCAUAAAAUCUUUCAAGAGGCUUCCAAUCUGCAAAUAUUUGCUUAUAAAUAUUUUUGAAAGUUUAUUUCACACAUUUGUUUUAAUAUCUGCAUUAUUUACAAAAUUUGCUCAGGGUAAAAUUAUAAUAAAAAUUCUCUACCUAUGAACAUAUUAGUUAAUAUACCUGACUGAAAGCAAUAACAAUAAGGCGCCAUAGGAUGGUUCUCUCUAAAAUGAAUGUGUCGUUUUUGGGUGAUAAUAAAAUCAUAAAUAAGUUUUAAUUUUUGGAAUUUAAUUAUGUUUACAAAGAUUAACCUUAUUUUUAUUGCUUAAACUCAGGUAUACUUAGAUUUGAAUAUAUGACAUUCUAUAACAGAUUUUUAAUAUUGGACCAAUAUGUGAUUCGAAUCAUGGUCUUUAAAAGUUUUUUUUUCUUUUUUUUUUUUAACUUAGGCAGUGGAAGUUGGAAGAUUUUUGUAUUUAUAUAAGGUAAUUGUAAUUGGUGUGUCCGUAAGUAUAACAACACUCAAGUCGUGUGACUAACUAAAAAAAACACAUUUUUUGCCAAAAAUCGAAUUUAUUUAUCCAUGUAAUUUCCUUCAAGAGCAAUACAAUCAUUCCAACGCUUCUCCAACUUCUCGAUUUCGUGCUGUGGGGCCAGAUCUGGUCUAUACGGUGGAUGAGUAAGCAAUUCGUUCAAUUUAAGUUUUUUCUUCGACUCUAUGUAGUAUUCGCGAUUGAUCAUCUUUCUCUUUUGGGGAUAGUCGAUGAUGAUUACUGAAGCCAUAACCUCCUCAGCUGACUGUUGUGCCUUUGGACGCUUCGGACGUGGUUCAUCGGCUGCAGUCCUCUCAGAUAAUGAUCGUUUUGUUUCCGGAGUAAAGUGAUGGGUCCAUGUUUCAUCCAUUGUCACAUAGCUUCACUUAAAUGUCUGUCACUUUUUUCUGACUAAUCGAAAUGUCAUGAAAUUUGACACAUAGUCUUUUGAAAGUUGGUGAUCCUUAAAUGUCAUUCGAUUUAGACAGUGGCAGCGCCAUCUGUAUGUUAGUAACACGACUUAUUGAGUGAUGUUAUGAAUAAUUGUUAGUUGUAAUUUGAAUAUCGAUUAUACGAAAUUUGAAUUACGACUAAUCGUUGAAAAGAAAAUGGGAGAUUUUCUUACAAGAUUUUUAAAAUCAUGUUUUGGUCUGGUUAUACUGUCGACUACAGUAUUUUAUAAUUAUUUUUUAAUUGAUUAAUGUAUAACGGCCCAAAGAAAAAUUUAGUACAAAGUAAAAUCAGAAAAAUGCAGAAUUACUUUUUGGCAGCUUUGCCAGCUUGUUUGUCGAUGUUACACAUUUUUUGUUUUAGGAAGGAACAGGGCUUACGUUUGAUAUAAUUUUUAGUCAACAAAAACCGAGUUAGGGAAAACAAAUUUGAAAUUAUAAUCUUCUUAUUGUUGGAUAACUUCCAUCUCGGUUGGUUUAUUUUAGAUUUUGGACAAACUUCAUGUUGCAGAGUUGCAAAUUUCUGCGAUCGUUCAAUUCUGCUAUAUAUUACAUUGAGAAAUUUUGAGAUAUCAAAUACAUAAUAUAUUUUUUGACAUCUGUGAUGUUUAGAAUAUGAUCUCAAAAUAUAAUUUUUAUAUAUUAAUAUAUAUGCAUUCUAAAAGUUGUAUUGGAAAAAUAAGAAUUUUCUAAUACAAAUGUUUAUUGUGUCAAAUAAUAUAGAUUUAAUUCGUGUAUAUUGUUGUAAAAAAAUAACAUAUAUAAGCACUAAAAAUAUAGCUUUGUUUUGUUAGUGUA
Diorhabda carinulata is the source of this 7487-nucleotide messenger RNA. RefSeq lists its product as uncharacterized. Bases 275 to 811 code for a protein of 178 amino acids. The transcript is spliced from 2 exons. Gene Ontology annotation, cellular component: nucleus. The record is from RefSeq and is a predicted model, not a curated record. Gene Ontology annotation, biological process: regulation of cell cycle. Gene Ontology annotation, molecular function: cyclin-dependent protein serine/threonine kinase inhibitor activity. Lineage: Eukaryota; Metazoa; Arthropoda; Insecta; Coleoptera; Chrysomelidae.